AUGGCGCACCGCACACCCACGCCCGACAUUACUAUCCAGCGCAAUCGCCUGCCCAAUCUAUACGAAGUCCUCAGCCGCCAGACAAAACCGCCCGUCGAUCUGUUUAGUUUCUACAUCUACAUGCGCGAUGCUCAACGCAGUGUUGACUACCUCGAUUUCUGGCUGGAUGUGUCACAACACAUGUCGCUAUGCCGACACUACGUCCGAGGUCUUCAUCGCAGCGUGCUAGCCGAAACACCUGAGCUGGAGAAGAGCGGCAGCAAGCGUAGUUCGCAAGUACUGGAACAAUACGACGACAGCGGCAUGGUGGGCCCCAGCUCCAACGACAAGGAUACACGCGUUUCUGCCUUCCUGCGCGGCGACAACAACAGUAUGCACUCGCCCUCGCAAUCUCUCGGCAGCAACAACUUUGAUCCCCAAAACAAUCGCCGCUCAAUGGUCGACAGCACUCAAGACACCAGCCCCUACACCCAAGACCAGUCUCCUACCGGUACUACCGUUUCCAGACAGGACAUUCGUGCCAGCGCUGAGAAAAUCUUGUACACCUACCUGCUACAAGGUUCCGAACGUGAAAUUAUCAUUCCCGUCGGCAUCCUCGAGCAAGUCACAGACGCCAUUGAGACCCAGCAACGUGAUGAUCCAGAGGUCUUUGACGCAGCUAAGGACUACGUCUUCCAGGCCAUGGAGCGUGAUGCCUUCCCUGGUUUCCUGAGAGCAAAAGCCCUGGGCAACAUCGUCCAGCCCAGCAUGAUGUUGAGGUUGGUCGUUGGUCUCGUUGCCCUGUUCGCUGCCAUCUGGACCGCCUUUGUCCUCAUCUUCCUGGACAUGAGCAGAAGCACAAGAUGCUGGGUCAUCUUACCAUUCACUAUCGCCAUUUAUUUCCUCGUCUCUCACCAGUACAUGCUUGAUCCCAUCCAAGCGCUUCUCGGCUACUCGGAAUAUACCUUUACGAAUUACUUUGCCGUCAAGGAGAACUUUGUCCAUCGCCUGCUCACACGUCGCUCGAUGAUGUGUCUUAUGUGGAUUGCUAUCAUCGAUGCCGCCGUGUGUUGUCUCUUCAUCUUCGUUCCUGGAAAGAGACUCUGA
Messenger RNA from Aureobasidium pullulans EXF-150, 1086 nucleotides. RefSeq names its product regulator of G protein signaling superfamily. The coding region runs from base 1 to 1086 and encodes 361 amino acids. Gene Ontology annotation, cellular component: plasma membrane. The transcript has 3 exons. The record is from RefSeq and is a predicted model, not a curated record. Gene Ontology annotation, biological process: intracellular protein localization. NCBI's taxonomy places the organism in Eukaryota, Fungi, Ascomycota, Dothideomycetes, Dothideales, Saccotheciaceae.